This is a messenger RNA of Pogona vitticeps (central bearded dragon), 5149 nucleotides long. RefSeq names its product jade family PHD finger 3 (gene JADE3). NCBI's taxonomy places the organism in Eukaryota, Metazoa, Chordata, Lepidosauria, Squamata, Agamidae. The record is from RefSeq and is a predicted model, not a curated record. Gene Ontology annotation, biological process: regulation of transcription by RNA polymerase II. Gene Ontology annotation, cellular component: histone acetyltransferase complex.
CAAAAAAAAAAAAGGGAAAGAGGUGGAAGUGCCGCCGUUGCCUACCAAGGGUGGGAAAGAAGGGAAAGGGAAGAGGCGGAGCCUGCGAGGCGGCCGUAGCCGCGGUGUCACUAAUACAAUAGGGCUCUUGUGCCGCCGCCGCCUGGCCUGUGGAAGGGAGGCAAGGGGCGACAAGGACACGGGCCCGCUGGCCGGAGGAGCGCGGAGCCGAGGGAGGCGCCAUGGUGAAGGGCGAGGAGGCCGGCUCGUAGUCGAGGCCAGCGCGGAGGACCGAGGAGGCGGGAGGAACGGAAAAGGGGCUCCGGCGCGGCUGAGGAGAUGGGCGACGCGACAUAGCGGCAGCCGCGCUCUCCGUGACGCCCGGGCCUCUCUCGCUCGCUCGCUCGCCCACGCCCGUUUGCUCCCCGUGCUGCUGCUGCUGGUGUCGCCGCCGCCGCCCGCUCCAGAGCCACAAGGAUGCGUCAGGAUGAAACGCCACAGGCAUCUAAGCAGCAGUGACAGUUCAGACAAUGAAAGUCCCUCCACUUCUUUCUCCUUUUGUUCUAAGUACAGGAGCAAAUCAAAAACUCCAGCAAAUGAGCAAAAGAAACCUGCUGAGGUGUUUCGAAAGGAUCUUAUUAGUGCCAUGAAGCUGCCGGAUUCUCAUCAUAUUAACCCAGAUGAAUAUUACCUCUUUGCGGAUACAUGGAAACAAGAAUGGGAGAAAGGUGUCCAAGUCCCAGCCAGUCCAGACACCAUUCCACAGCCUUCACUCCGAGUUGUAGCAGAAAAAGUGAAGCAAGUGCUAUAUACACGGCCUAGAAAGUACAUCCGUUGUUCAAGUCAAGAGCCCACAGAACCUGGCUAUAUCAACAUUCUGGAACUGGCAGAAUCAAUGUGUCGUUAUGACUUGGAUGACAUGGACAUCUUCUGGCUUCAGGAAGUCAAUGAGGAGCUUGCUGAAAUGGGAUGUGGGCAGCUUGAUGAGAACACGAUGGAGAAAAUGGUGGAAGUCCUGGAACGUCACUGUCAUGAGAACAUGAACCACGCCAUUGAGACAGAGGAAGGGCUCGGUAUAGAAUAUGAUGAAGAUGUAAUUUGUGAUGUGUGUCGGUCCCCUGACAGUGAAGAUGGGAAUGACAUGGUGUUUUGUGACAAAUGUAACAUCUGUGUGCAUCAGGCAUGCUAUGGUAUCCUAAAGGUUCCUGAAGGGAGCUGGUUGUGCCGUACUUGUGUUUUAGGUAUACACCCUCAGUGUCUGUUGUGUCCAAAGAGAGGCGGGGCUAUGAAAGCUACAAGAACGGGCACCAAGUGGGCCCAUGUGAGUUGUGCUCUCUGGAUUCCAGAGGUAAGCAUUGCUUGCCCAGAAAGGAUGGAACCAAUUACAAAGGUGUCCCACAUCCCACCAAGUAGAUGGGCUUUAGUUUGCAGUUUAUGCAAAUUGAAAACUGGUGCUUGUAUUCAGUGCUCUGUGAAGAGCUGCAUCACUGCCUUUCAUGUCACAUGUGCCUUUGAGCAUAGCCUAGAGAUGAAAACAAUUCUGGAUGAUGGCGAUGAAGUCAAGUUUAAGUCCUACUGUCUGAAGCAUAGCAAAACAAAACAAAACCUGAUGCCUGGUGCAGAUGACAACCUUAAGAGUAUAGUAGAACAGAAGCAUACUGAAAGUGAAAAAACCAGUUUGCGUGCUCAGAAGCUCCGGGAACUGGAGGAGGAGUUCUACUCACUAGUGAGGAUAGAUGAUGUUGCUGCAGAACUGGGCCUGCCUAAGCUCACUGUGGACUUGAUCUAUAAUUACUGGAAACUAAAACGGAAAAGUAAUUUUAAUAAACCGUUAUUUCCUCCCAAGGAGGAUGAAGAAAAUGGCUUGGUUCAGCCAAAAGAGGAUAGCAUUCAUACUCGAAUGAGGAUGUUCAUGCACUUGAGGCAGGAUCUGGAAAGGGUGAGGAAUCUUUGCUACAUGGUAAGCAGAAGAGAGAAGUUAAAACUUUCUCACAGCAAAGCACAUGAGCAAGUUUUUAAUUUGCAAGUCCAACUUAUUAAUCAGGAAAUUGCUGCAGGUCAUUCUCUUACAAAUGCACUAGAGAACACACUGUUUUAUCCACCUCCUAGAAUAACUUUGAAACUAAAGAUGCCGAAAUCAACACUGGGAGACUGCAAAAAUAAUCUGAAAUGUAGCAACAAACCCCUUUCUCUUGAUAACAAUGCCAUACUUUAUAGCAAAAAAGGUAUUCCAGUUUCUAAGGAGGCACUUGUCAAUAUGAAGUCCUACUCAAAGUUUCAGCAUGAAAACAGAAUUAAUGGCUUACUGGGAGGGAUUAUGAAGUCUAGGAAUGAAGCAAAGGAUUCUGGACCUGCACAUGCAUCAGACUUCCACCGUGGACAGUCAUCUGGCAAACCAUUAGCACUUCAAGCUGCAUUGCACGGACAGUCCUCCAUUGGGAAUGGAAAAAUACAUCAGAACUCUAAACUAGCCAAGUCAAAUGGUUUAAUGAACAGAGUUGGAGAUGUCACUCAGCGAGAUAGCUCUAGUCAAACGACAUAUGAGCAAUCUGUGCUCUCUGCCCACUUGACUAGCCAGAGCAGUUUUAGAAAAUCUACAAUAGAACAUUUUAGCAGGUCCUUCAAAGAAGCAACCAACAGUUUAGUGAGGACCACAGAAGAUCUCAGGUGCUUUGAAAAGCCCUCAAGAAGGCUUUCAAUGAGAGAGCGUUCAUGGGGCAAGCAGACUCUUGAAUAUCAGAUGGGGAGUACCCCCUACCAGGACAAUGAUGGCUAUUGCCCUGAUGUGGAACUCAGUGACUCAGAAGCUGAGAGUGAUGAAAAUAAAGGGCAGAUCAGAUUGAGGAGAAGCAGCUCAGAGAGAGAGAGCCCAAGUAAAGACUUCAAUAGAGAUUGCCACAGUAGAAAUAAAAGAAAUCUGAUUCCUCCCAGUUCAGUACAAAGGUGAUUAGAAACUCCUGCCAUUGGGAAGAGCGCAGCCUUUUGGAUGCUUAAGAAGACCGACACAACCCUGGAAAAAUGCAGGUUAAAAAACACAGUUCAAGGUCCACAAGCUAAUGACAAAGUUCAUUUUUUCCAAACUGUCAGUUGGUCUGCCCUUUGCAAAGAUUGUUAAUUGGGUCAUGGAGCUAGAAGUAAAGAUUCUUUUAUGUAUCAAUUUCAGAAAUGGUUUUAUAUCGUCUGCUUUUCAUUACAGAAUGCAAUGUGUUAAGCUUUGUACUGGUGAGCAGGCAUUUUAAAAGCCCCUUAUUCACUAUGUGGCAGUUGCAAGAAAUGGUCAGACAAUUCAUGUUCAAACUGCAGUACAAUCUCAAUUCCUGAGAACAUUAAGGCAGUGUCUUAGCUUUCAAAUGAAUUGUAGGAGUGCAAAAGUUUGUUUCAAGUUGUGGUGUUCACUGAAGUAUUUUUCUAGGAUUGGGGCAUAUGUGACUACUAGGCAGAAAUUAUGUUCUGAAGCAGAUUCGAGAUGAAGGAUGCAGUCCUAAUUUCUUGAAAGCAAGGUCCGUUUUAAUUCAGUGGGGCUUGCUUUGAAGUAAACAUGCACAAGAUCAGGGUGUAAGUACUAAUUCCUUCUGAACAGUCCAGGAAGGUUGACAGACUCCACCGCCAGUGCUGCCAAACACACUGACCUCUAGAUCCCCUUCACCAGGGUUUGCUCUUACGCUAAAGGUUGUGUUUCCCUUUGCUCUAGUGGUUUGCUUUAUUCUGUAAAUACUCCUUUACUUCUAGUAUUUUAAAACUGUUUUUAAUCCCUGUGUACAUAAUAGCUUGAUGUGGGUUGCACUUGUAAAAAGAAAUAUUUUACCCACCCAGCCAAUACAGAUGGUUGAUAUGUGCAUAAUGUUUAAUACUAAAAGUACUUAAGCUCUUUAACAUAUUUAGGCAAUCACCGGUGAUGCCAGAUUUUCUGUAGUCAACUCAGAAGGCUCUUUUUAAGAAUUUUGAUCCGAUAGCACUGUCUCCUUUCUUUCCUUUUUUUUCCUCAUCUAGCAAAUACUUCGUCAGGUUUCUGAGCCAAAAUGUUAAAAAUCAGUGUAUGUUUAGAAGGUUGCAUAUUGGUUUGCAGUUUUAAAUGGUCAAAAAUGGUGAAAUUAAAUAUUUUUAUUGCCAAACUGCUUGGGAAUCAUUUUGGCCACAUUAUUGUUUAACUAGUUUCUAAAAAGCCAAUUUCUUAUAGGUGUUAAAAAGAAGCAUAUAAUAAUAUCAUAGAUAUAACACUCUUGUUCAUUAAUGCACACCCUUGAUUUUUUUUAAAAGACCUUUAUGUCCAAAAUUGUUUCAUUAAUGGAAUAAUCGCUAUUUAAUUUUGUUAAUGAAAUCCCAUUAUGUGAAUCAAAAGUGAUUGGGGUAAACUUGAAAUUUAGUAGAUAAUUUGUAGCAAAACAAAAUAAAAAGAAAUGAAAUCCAUAUUUUCCUUGAAAGCCUUAACACUAUUGCAUCUAUGUAGAAAGAAUAAGUUCUGGAUGAAAAAUUCCUGAAAUAUAUUAAAACAUUUUGUCUAUUCUACAUACUUUGAUUUAGGCAUUUUAAAGCUUUGCAUUGUUUAUUCUUAUUUGUAUGUUUUUGCAGUUUUUGUCUUUCUCAACAGAGAUUUAUUUUCAAGACCUUUCAUGUAAAUGUGCAUUAGCCUUUUUAAAAAGUUUGUGUGUUUGUUGAAAAAUUGUUGGCCUUUUAAGUUGUGAGCCAUUCAGAAUGGUGCUGAUAAUGUUCACUUCUCUAUACAUUGGAUCUAGUUUAUAUAUAUAUAUAAACAUAUAUUUAUUAUUAACACUUCUUCCUGGUCAUGAAGUAAUGCAGCUGAACUUGGGAACAAUGACUUCAGUGGCCAGGGGAGAAAAAUACAAUCAAGUUUCAUACCCAUUUAAAAAGUGGGAAAUGGUGCUUCAGCAAGAUCACAGAGUUUUGCUAAUUUAACCGUGAUUUAUCAGUUCAGGCAAUAGUGUCUUUUUGUUCUACAUGAUUUUAAUGGGUACGUGAAGGUGCCUUUGGCUACAUAACUUUCAAGUAUCUAUUUCCAAAAGUAUAUUUGCUAGUUUUUUCAGUGUGUUCAGUGGCUAACUUUGAAGUAUUACCUCUUAACCUAAUUUGUUUUCUUGUUUUGCUUUGUAUUAAAUAUAUAUAUUCAAUUUUUCAAAAAUGGACUGUCUUUUUUUAGACGUCUGCUUUUUAC